ACAAAUCAAAAAUUCACCCAGUUUUUCGAACAUGGAGAUUUCGACAAACACAGUUGCAAAGGUGGAGAGAGCCCGAAAACAAGACUGUAUGCGUGUGGAAGGAAGGCUUUAUA
Molecule: messenger RNA, 113 nt
Organism: Caenorhabditis elegans
Lineage: Eukaryota; Metazoa; Nematoda; Chromadorea; Rhabditida; Rhabditidae
Source: the annotation of a RefSeq genome assembly